This is a messenger RNA of Crotalus tigris (Tiger rattlesnake), 7183 nucleotides long. It is a transcript of the gene PLEKHG3, whose product is annotated as pleckstrin homology and RhoGEF domain containing G3. Bases 818 to 4885 code for a protein of 1355 amino acids. Lineage: Eukaryota; Metazoa; Chordata; Lepidosauria; Squamata; Viperidae. Gene Ontology annotation, molecular function: guanyl-nucleotide exchange factor activity. The transcript has 19 exons. The record is from RefSeq and is a predicted model, not a curated record.
GGGCCAAAACAGGAUGAAGAGAAGGAUGGUGAGGAUUUAUUAUUGAGUUCAACCUAUAAAGUCCUAACCUGGAGUCGGUAGCUUCUCCAACUGUAUCAGAUGAGUGAAGGCAAAACGGAUUAAAAAAACAAAAAACCCACCAUUACCGAAGAACGACUUUAUAAGGAAACGAUGAAAAGCCAUCGUGACUUCUACCUCCAAGGAUUCUCCGCACGCCGGUUGCGAAAAAGGAAUCUUAACACAAAACGUUCUGUCCCUGUUACCCAUUCGGUGUGUCAACUGGGAACUCGCACCUCCAGCAGGUGGUGGAGUUUCCCGCCCUCGCUGUUCUUCUGAAGUCGCGAUGGCAAGGGGGAGUUUCGGGGCGGCACGACGGUAUCGCCUGGAGCUACGGCACGGCAGCGAAGGAUCGCCCCGCCCCAACUACCGUACUCUGACGCGAAGGUGAGGAACUGCGCGCAGCGGCGUAGGUAGCUCCGAGUUAAUCAUUGUCCCGCAGGCAGGAGUUGCUUCGCUAGCUCUUCUGGCAGCCCCUCCUUGCGGCUCGGAGUCUCCACCUCCGCGGAGCGUUGGUGACCCGCCUGCUUUUUUUUUUUUUUUCCUCCCCCUUCCUCUUUUCCCUGCUAACGAUCUUCGGUCGAGAGAGCUUCCUGCCUGGCGGAUCGUCUAAUUUCAGCCUGGGCUUUCGGCGCGCUAUCUGGCGGAGCUCUUUGACCCGGGUCGCUGGCCGCAUUUUGGGAAAUCGGAAAAUUCCAGAUUUUUGGAUGCUCCAUAUCCUGGCAGAGAUGAGGGAGUCCCAAUCUCUACUGCCCUGAGCAUGAGUGUCUCAGAUUAUUCAAUGAGGCAGUUGCCUUCAACUUUAAUCAAUGCUCCCCACAUUUUGGAUGACUGGAAUAACAUGGCGCAAACUCCUUCAGAUGCUUCUUCGCUCCUGAAGACUGGAGUGCUGAAAAAUGCCAACAACAAUGCCUCCUCAGGGCCCUGGAGAAGCCUGAGGAGCCCUUCCUUUUCUGCUGUUGCCUCUUAUUCCAAACUAAGCUAUCUAGAGCGGGUUAUCUUGGAGAUUGUGGAAUCAGAACGCAUGUAUGUACAGGAUCUACGAAGCAUCAUAGAGAAUUACUUGGGGAAGAUCAUAGACACUCAGGAGCUGUUGUUGCGGCCAGAACAAGUCAGCGCACUCUUUGGGAACAUUGAAGACAUCUAUGAGCUGAACAGUGAACUACUGCAAGAUCUGGAUAGUUGCCACAAUGACCCCGUUGCCGUGGCACAGUGUUUUGUGCACAGGAGCCAAGACUUCAACAUCUAUACUCAAUACUGCAAUAACUAUCCAAACUCUGUGGCAGCUCUGACUGAAUGUAUGAGGAACAAACAACUGGCCAAAUUCUUUCGGGAGAGGCAGGAGCAAAUCCGGCACUCCUUGCCCCUGGGCUCCUACCUUCUCAAGCCUGUCCAGCGCAUUCUCAAAUAUCAUUUGCUUCUUCAGGAGAUAGCAAAGCACUUUGACAGAGAAGGAGAUGGCUACGAGGUGGUGGAAGAGGCAAUUGCCACCAUGACCUGUGUAGCUUGGUACAUCAACGACAUGAAGCGGAAGCACGAACAUGCUGUGCGGCUGCAGGAAAUCCAGUCUUUACUUAUCAGCUGGAACGGCCCAGACCUGACAACUUAUGGUGAGCUAGUUCUAGAGGGCACAUUCCGGGUGCAUCGUGUCAAGAACGAGAGAACAUUCUUUCUUUUGGACAAAACCUUGCUGAUAACAAAGAAACGGGGUGAUCACUACAUAUGCAAGAGCCAGAUUCCUUGUUCCUCUUUGAUGCUGAUCGAGAGCACACGGGACUCUCUUUGCUUCACUAUCACCCACUACAAGCACAGCAAACAGCAGUAUAACAUUCAGGCCAAAUCGGGGGAAGAGAAGCGGGUUUGGACUCACCACCUCAAGCGCCUGAUCUUAGAAAAUCACCACGCCAUAAUCCCUCAGAAAGCCAAAGAAGCCAUCUUGGAAAUGGACUCAAUCUAUCCUCCUCACUUCAAAUACAGUCCUGAGCACUUGAAGAAGUCCUUAUCGUGCCAACAGUCUGAAGACAUUCUUCAACGGAGUCGGUCUGGACGUCGACAAUCAGAACCUUACUGUGGCAAAACCAGUGCUGAGAAGCUCUUAGAUGGACUCCACAACUCCACGGCUGCGGCAGGUCCUAAAAGUCGCAGAAAAUCGGAGCCAACAAAACAGAUCCUCAAGCAACUGAGUGACAAAGUAGGAUUAAAGCAUGCAGAUAGUGAUGGAGCCCUUCUGGAGUUUGGGGAUCCCCUACAGAUCCCCAACAGCUUAUCCCAAGAGGAGGUUCAGCAGACCCUUCCCCAGGAAUCUUCUGAAGAGCUGGCUGAAAGUGAUGGCAGUGAAAAGGAGACAGGGCUCGAGGAAGAGAAUGGAGCUGAGGAGGAGGAAGAGGAAGAUGAAGAGGAGGAGGAGGAAGAGGAGGAGGAAGAAGAGGACAGGCUGGUAGGAACGGAGCAGGUGUCAGACUUUGCAAGCUCCUUGAUGGCAGUCCUCCAUUGCUGGCACUAUCGGGCCAAUACUUUGCUUUUCUCCUGGGGCAGCACGGGCAAGGGUCACAAGACACAGCAAGGACCCAAACAAGACCACACUUCCAGCAUUAGAGAGAGGAUUGUGGAGAUUGUGUCAUCUGUGGCGAAGGUUCCAUCACCUAUUGAGCUUGACAAAGGGUUAGACAUUCCUUCACAUAGGGAAGAGUGUCUAGAAGAGAGUCCUCAGCAUCCAGAUCACCAUGGGCUCCUGGAUCAAGGUUCAGAUAUCCUGGAAUCUGCUGAAAAUGUAGAAGAGCUGAAGCCGUUGAGCAGUGAGGAGGAAGAGGAGGAAGAGGAUGGUCAUGCACCACAAUCCAGCAGCAUCCUCCCCUUUUCCGUGCUAGAUCAGGCCAGUGUCAUUGCAGAGCGCUUUGCCAGCAGCCUCUCCCGUCGCAAUAGCUUGGUCCACGAGGAAGGGCAGGGCUACCUCACACCAAAGUUGGCCAGCCGGAGUAGCAGCGUUCUGAGCUUAGAAGGGGGCGAAAAAGCGGUGUGUUGCAACAAUGGCUGCGCUACUGUGGAGUCCCAGAGUUGCAGCAUCCCGCAAGAGCCCUCUGCUGAACCUUGCAACGGUGCUUGCAAUGGUGCAGCGCGGCCUGGCCUGGUCGAGUCUGACCAUUCUUCUUGUCGACGGAAGGAAUCAAUGCUGUCCCAGCAGGAUCGGCUGCUGCUGGACAAGAUCAAGAGUUACUAUGAUGAUGCCGAGCACCAGGAUGCUAACUUCAGUGUCAGGCGGAGAGAGAGCCUGUCCUUCAUUCCCAAAGGGCUGGUGAGAAAUUCUGUUUUUCGGAUAAACAGCCUUCCCCAGCCAGAGCCUGGGCAGGAGGUGCUGAAGAGGAAGAGACCGCCCCCCUUGGACAGUACUGUAGCAGGCAAGGCAGGAUCCUUGAUGCUUUCAAAUAGGCCUGGUGUUGCACUCCCGUCUCCCCAUUUGGAGACCGCCAGUGAGGAAAACCUGAUGCCUAUCACUGAAGCAGAGUUCAGAUCACCUAGUGAGGUGAUUAAACUCUGGGAGGAGAUGGAGGAGCCAAAGAGCAAGCACUGGAACAGGAGGACGGAAGACCUUAGGGAGCGCAAAGCAAAUGGGGGCCUGGGCCAGACUUAUUUGAAAGACAGGCUUGGAAAUCAGGAGAAUGGCUUUGACUUUCAUGAACCACUUCUUAUCCUGGAGGAUGAAGAUCUUGGGGACAUAGUAGAGGAGGGGCCACUGGUGCCCCCUCCUGAGAACAAGGCUCCUGUGGAGCAGACCGUGCCAUCCAGAUUACCCUGGAAAGCAACACAAGAGUUAGGGAGCCGUGAUCAGGAUCAGAGUUUCCCUCAGAUGCCCCCUCACAUAAUGCGGCUGGCUCACCUCACUGAGGCUGAGCUGACAGAGAAGGUGAAGAACAAAGUCUACCAGCUGGCCCGCCAGUACAGCCUUCGAAUUAAGAACCAGAAACCACCCAUGCGCAGGCGACUUGCGGAAGUAGAGGAGGAGAUGCAGAGAAACACCUUGCCUGGCCAACAGGGAGUGGUUAAGAGAGACAAAGGCCAAAAGAAGUCUACCUUGUGUCUCCCCAACUACGAACAAAUUGUGCUUCAGGAGGCUAGCUCACUGGGCCUUCUUUCCUCUUCUUCAACCUGUCAGAAGUCACCUAAGCGCAUCUCUUCCAGCAACAGCUCUGUCAGCCUAUCUUCCUCCACCGGCUCUUGCACCCUCUCUCACAGUCCCCUCAGCCCCAUCAUGACUGAGAAAUUCGACUGGCCCGAUGUGCGGGAGCUGAGGUCCAGGUAUUCCUGUCAGGUGGCGACUGAGAAAUGCAGACCCCCGCUAGUCAACAGAAGUUGCUCAGCACCUGAGAAAAUGGUAGAUGAUGCUAAGAUGCAGGCAGGAUUCCAAUACUCAAAGGGGAUUGCAAAAACAGACUUAAAAAGCCAGCAAUGGGACAAACAGAGCUACAGGAGAAAGGGCUCUCUUGAUUCCAUCCCCAAGGAACUUAUAUGUGAUACUCCAAAGGAAUUGUGUGUCAUAGCAGAGGCAUCAUUGGAGAACAACCAGCAUGUGAUUGUCAUAGAGAAGUUGCCCGAGGGGACUAAUAAAGCUAAAGCCGAUGAAAGAGAGCCACAGAUUCACUCCUCUUCGGCCCAAGAGAAGCUUUCUCUCAAAGAGUUGAUGGAGCAGUACAAGUCGUAUCAAGACUCAGAAGAACAUCACAGACAUGAAGGUGAUGUUCAAGAAGCAUGGUGGGAGAAAACAGCCGGCAGCCAUAACAACCUGGUAAAAAACUUAAGAGAGAAAUUUCAGACCCAUAAUUCUACCAGCUGAACACCUGCAUCUCUUGCUCCCAUGCCAUUAAGUUCUCAAAUCUCCAUCUCUCCUUGGAUUACUACUCAGAAUCUUCUUUGCCUGUUCUACAUCAUGCUUGAAAUUUCUGGGAAGUUUGCAACGGCCUCAAACUGAGGAUUUUUUUUUAAAAUGCUCUCUAAAAUUUAAAGAUCAUGGAUCUGACUUGCCACUGACACUGCACCGGGCAGCAUUAUUGAGCAGAUCUCUUAAUACAUCUAGAAAAAUCAGGGAGUUUCAAGUCAAAGCAGGGGCAAUACAGAUCAAUCAUCCUUUGAACAUGUACUUCCCUUCAGGAACUGGCCUAUUGGGGAGGUUUUGCAUUAUGAAGCCAGAGCAAGACGUACAUUGCUCAGUCUCCUAGGAAAAUAAGUUAUUAUUCUAAAUUUUCUUUUCUUUUUUUUUAAGAAUGUAAUUUUACUAUGGCUUAGGUUGAUUCCAGGCCACCCAGCUUAGGAACAUCCAACCUAAUACUGUUUGCGUACAUAUUUGAAUCUAUAUGCAUUGUGCAAUAACCACUUUUGACCAGCGGGGGAGGGAUAUAAUUGGGGAAGAUUGCAAUAACUGAUUUUUGUACCACAUUUCCUAUGCACAAAAAAUGCUACAAAGCUGAUUGGCAACUCUUGAAGUCAGUGAUCUCUCCUAGAUCAGCAGUACCAAGGAAUGACCCUGGUAUAUUAAUCCAUUUGGGUUCUAAGCCAUUUCAAGUCACCUCACUUCAUUUUAGCCCAUCUUAGUAUAAUUUGUCUUCAUUAAAAUACCUUUUGAGCAAAGAAAUCCUAUGGGGUAAAAAGUUCUCUUCAUAUUCCAAUAUGGAGGAAAUAAAUGGUAACCAUUCCAGGACUAAGAUAUUUUCUUCCUAUUUCCAAGGCAGGUUGACAGUUUUCUUCCUAUAGAUCCAUAGCCUCUGUCAGAACACCAUAUUUUUUUCCCUGUCAUCGGAGCAUUGUUGUUUGAGAAGCAGUGGUUGUGAAUCUCUUGCAACCUGAUGACCGAAACAAGAUUGGGUCUCUCUCUUGAAGCACAGAAUUCUCUGCCCUUGCAAAUCUAACCAGUCUUGUAGCCUUUGGAAUGCUCUUCUCAGUAUGGGAAGAAUCUAAAGUGCAGUUAGACUACUUUGGCUAAGAGUAAAUGCUGCUUGAGAAAUAGUUGCAUAUGCAAUUUAUGCCAACUGUAAAGCUCUGUAGCCUGAGUUGAUGAGACCACCAAAGCUUCUGAAGGAGAUAACAUGAUCCUGAGUGUGUAUCACCUGUAGAAAACACCCAAUGAACCUUUGCACUGGAGACAUUUCUUCAUCACAGAAAGCACUAAGGCAUUAAUGUGUACCAUAAAACAUCACAACUUAAUAAGGUAUGUUAGUAUCCUUUCCUUUGUAUUUAAAUUGAGAUAGUGGAUUAUUUAAGCAUACUGUUCCCUUAUGGUUUAGGAAGACAAAUUACGCACACAUACACACACAAACUCCCCAAAAAAUCACAGAGCCAGGAAAAGCUUAUUGGUUCAUUUAUUAGAAAAAAAAAUGUUAAAUUGCUUCUGAAGCACAUUCUGAAGCUUUAGCUCUUUUCUCUGGACAGUGGAAGCACAUUGGAAGCAGGCAGAACGUGAUGCCUAGCUGUGAAAAGAGGAUUAACUCCAGCCCCCAGAUCCUGUAGGAGAGGCCUUGGGCUACUUCAGUAAUUGGUACUCUGAAGUAUAUGUAUUCUGGGCCCAGUCACAGGACAUUCCCUUCUAACGUGCUGACUUGCAUAAGUGGGAUUGUGAAAAGCAGUUGAAUCAAAAGGGAAGAGCCCAGACAAGAGAAGGCUACCGAUCACCAGGCAGGAAAUGGAUCCUAUGGAUAACGCCAAUGCUUUUGGUCUGUAAUAGGUAAGAGCGUAUUGCUGCAAGACACAGUCAACUCUACCCAAUGCCUACAAGCUGAGAGAUUUGUAAUGGGUUCAAAAGCCCAGUUCAUGACAGAUUAAACAAACAAGAUGGAAGAAAAUGCACCUAAGGGGAAUACAGCCAUUUUCUAUAAGCAGGUAGUGCAGUGCGGGGCAGUGGUCCUCAUAAAGCAGGAAUAGCCUCAAAGAGUAUCUUAGUCAUGUUUUUAUUUCAAUUAUCUGAAAAUGGGCAAUGCACUACAAGUUUAAACUCGGGAGUGACAGGUGAAAAUGUCCUCCAAGAAAACAAUGAUGAGACUUAUCUCUUGCUGUACAUGUCCCCACUGAGUGCUAAAAUGUACAAGUGAAAUGCAUUUAAGCAAAAUGUUCAAUAAAAAACCUUUUGAUGACUUUUGCAAAA